AUGGCGAACAAGAAAAUCGGGAAGGUUAUCAGACAAGGGGAGCGUCGCUCAGCGAGAUAUGCCGCUCGACAGGCUAGUGAAACAGGUAAUCCCACUCUUCCUGUAGUAGUCGAGGAACCAGUGACCAUGGAUGCAGGUCGAGAACAGGAAACUAGAAAUACGGAGCAUGCACUCCCAGAUGAGGCAGAGAAAUCAGACCCUGAAGUGAUUCCGCUGCAGACAAAGAGGAGAAAAACAAAAUCAAGCAAAGAUAAGGAUACACUGCCACAACUCCUGGAACAAUCGAUACCUGGUUCAAGUGAGCAUGCUCGGUCUAAUUCUGAGAAGGAUCUGACAACUGAGCAUGUUGAAGUGAGAACAUCUCAGGAAGGACCGUUAGUUGAAGAAAAAGAACCCGAUGGCGAAAAUGUUCGGUCUGACAACUCUCUGGAUUUCGAUAUUCAGACUCAGGGGGAUAAACAAGCUGAAACUGGAGAAGUACAAGAACAUUUGGAUGAUGACGUCAUUGAACAGGAUGGAGUGAGCGAUGACCGAACCAUUACUGAAGCCUUAGAUGGAAUGUCAAAGGAAGACGAUGCGGAUACAGUAAUGGAGACUCAAUCCCGAGCCCCAGAAGUCUCUGUUCAAGUAAGUUCCGACAACUCAGAUAGUCCUUUGAUUGUUAUGCAACAAAAGGCUAGGUCAAGAGCAAACGUGAAACAGAAUAAGACUUCGAAAGGAAAGAAGAAGGUUUCACAAGGUUCCAAAAGAGCAAAGAUGCACAGAAAAACAAAGAAGGGGAACUCAGAAGGACCAUCUGAAUCAAGUAUACCGAGUAAUGAAACAGGGGUUAGGAGUGUCAAACCACUGUCUGAGAAAUUCUUGUCUGCUGAGACCAAGAAGAGAUUCGAAAAAUUCAAGGGAGUGGAAGUACUUGCAGAAAGGAAUGUGAAUGUCAUGGAUUUUCGGAAGAAUCACGUCUGGGAUCUAUUUGCAGAACGACAGCUCACAGGAACACUAACGUAUGCAUGCUCAUUCAGUAAAGGGUUGGUAAGAGAAUUCUAUGCCAAUCUAACACCUAGCACCGAUAUCCCUGGUGAUUUCAUGCAUUACAAGGCGUUUGUGAGAGGAAGAUUCAUUGAAUUCUCUCCCACCAUCAUCAACAAACUGUUGGGCACACCUGAUGACUCAACUCAGGGAUUGGAAGACCUUCCAGAGGGAACUACACUUGAGGAUUUGGAAGUGGCUCUGACUGGAGAAUAUGUUGCUGAUAGAAGUGGGAAGCUCCCUAUUGCUGGUCUUAAGUUUGAAAGUAGAGUAAUGCAUCUGAUUGGAAAGACGAACUGGUUACCUACUCGAAGAACUGAUGUUCUACAGGACGAAUUAGCCCUACUGAUAUUCAAGUUGCUGAGGAAAGAAGAUGUGAAUCUGGGAAGGAUUAUCUAUAGUCACAUCCUCUCAAGGGCUGCUGACAUGAGAGUGCGCUAUUUGCUACCCCAUCCGUGCCUAAUUCAGAACAUCAUUGUGCGACAAAGUCCAGAAAUUCUAGCAGAUUCUGAGAUUACUGAGGUGAUUCAGCGGCCAUUGGUCAUUGAGUCUAGAGUUCUACAAGCAAAGAUGAGUCGGGCACAACUAUGCAGCAAGACCUUCACUCUUCUUCUGAAACAUGACAAGCAACUUAUUCAAGUUGAGAAGCUGCAAAGGCAGGUUACCAAAGUUGUGGCUCAGAUUCGUGCGCGUCAACAUGCUCUUUGGACAGAGUUUCAGAGGGGAGAAAGUGAAGGAGUUCCCUCAUCGAGUACUCCAGACAAAGGAAAAGAGAAUAUAGUUGAGGACUUGAUGAGUGACUCUGGUAAUGAAGAGGAUGCUGAUACAACAGAAGAUCUAUCUGAGUGA
This is a messenger RNA of Tarenaya hassleriana, 1875 nucleotides long. RefSeq lists its product as uncharacterized. Lineage: Eukaryota; Viridiplantae; Streptophyta; Magnoliopsida; Brassicales; Cleomaceae. The record is from RefSeq and is a predicted model, not a curated record. Bases 1 to 1875 code for a protein of 624 amino acids. The transcript is spliced from 2 exons.